AUGCACCGCGCCAAGCCCAAAGCCCCACUUAGCAUCAUGGAGAAGCGGAUUCCGCAGAACCCAAAGUACAAGAACACGCAGAGCAAGAUCGACUCAGGCACAACAGUGAAUAAAGUUCGUCUGAUCUCUCACAAAGAAUUUCUAAAGCGCCGAGACGAAACUUUUCGUCGUAUCACGUGCCGUUGUCUUGCUGAGCUCUUUAACGAGUACGAAGACACUGGAGGUGCCAGUCAGCCAGAAAUGGUCGCGAGAAUGGUGAAAGGACCCAACGGAGAUUUCACAAUGGAGCGAGUCCCCGUAGGCGAAGAUAACCAAGAAAGCUGCGGUCCUCGAAUCGUCAGCUAUGAGGCAGACGAGAAGGAAGACUACGACGCGCCAUAUCUGGUCCUAGAUACUCGUUCUAAAGAGGAAUUUGCAGCCAAUCGCAUUCAUCGAGCCAAGAACUACCCCACAACCUUCUUGAACCGAGAUGUGCUGUUACCUGAGAUGCACCAGUUCAAGAACCAGGACUCGAAGCUUAUUAUUAUCUACGAUCUGGACGACAAGACUGUAGCCCAGACGGCGCACACGUUGGUUCAACGAGGCUUCGACAACAUCUACGUGCUUACGGGAGGACUACUUGACUUUGCUGACGAGUAUCCAGAGCAUAUCGAAGGCACCCCGUUACCUCCAAAGCCUGUGGAUCUCGCAAAGAAGAACACAAAGCGCGACGUUCACAGAGGCUCAUCGGCCCUUUCCAGUACUCGCAGUGUCCGUGGCGUGGCUACCCGUCGAAAGGGCACUCCGUCUGAUGUUAGCUCGGUCAUGAGCAACCUUUCGGUUGCAGAGUCCGUCAUCUCCAAGGCUACCGCACGUAAGGAACGUGUAGUAGGCGCUUCGAACUUCAGAUAA
Molecule: messenger RNA, 891 nt
Organism: Phytophthora infestans T30-4
Lineage: Eukaryota; Oomycota; Peronosporomycetes; Peronosporales; Peronosporaceae
Exons: 3
Coding region: 1-891 (296 amino acids)
Biological process (GO): cilium assembly; protein polyglutamylation
Cellular component (GO): ciliary basal body
Source: RefSeq, a predicted model, not a curated record